CAGAGGCCAUGGGCAGAAUGCAGAAGCCGUAGCGCAUGCGCAAUUGCGAAAGUCCAGUAGAGCCAUAUGGCUUCUGCAUUCUGCCCAUGGCUUAUGGAUUUUUAAUCUACAUAAAAAUCCAUAAGCCAUAUUCCAUGGCAUAACAAACACAGAAGCGUGCGUGAUUGUACCACUGUUGAUUACCUGCAACUCAAAAGAAUAGGAUAUACAUUUUAACAGACAGAUACAACUUUGAAUCCUGGGCAGUGUAACAUUUUAAGAUUGAAUUUCGAAUCAUAAUGAAUUUUUAUUAUAGGAAUGGAUGACUCUGAUUUAUUGUUAAUUUCCUCGGUUUAUCUGGGAGCAAUUUUGGUAAAUCGCCGAAGAGAGAGAAUACGUCGGCGGCGCAGACGUUUGUGGGUCCGACCAAUUAACAUGCGCAGACGGCAGCAGGGUGCUUUCCACAAUCUCUUUCAAGAGUUGAAAACUGAUCCGCAGAUGUUCUGGAAAUAUGCUCGUAUGACACUUCCAUCAUUCCAGAACUUAUUGGAUAUUGCAAAUCCAAGUUUGUUAAAAAGAAGUCCACGUGCUAUUAAUCCUGAACAACGACUCGCUUUGACGCUACGAUUUUUAAGUGGAGACAAAGUUCCUGCCAUAGCGUUUGCUUAUCGUGUUGGUCUGUCAACAGUGCAUAAGAUAAUCAAAGAGACCAGCGACGCAUUGGGGAGAGUUCUUGGCCACAGAUAUCUUCAAGCGCCUUCGAAAGAAGAAUAUUUACAAAUUGCUGAAGGCUUUUGGCAACUAUGGAAUUUUCCACAUUGCUUGGGGGCGAUCGAUGGUAAACAUGUCGAUGUACAAUGUCCGCCCAACUCUGGCACUCUGUACUUCAAUUAUCACAAGAGAUACAGCGUAGUACUGAUGGCUGUAUGUGAUCAUAAUUACAAAUUCACACUAGUUGAUAUCGGCUCCGCUGGUAAGAACAGUGAUGGUGGAAUUUUCGCAAUUAGCGACUUGAAUCCUGAAAACCGGCAGCUAAAUAUCCCUGAAGGAGCCAGCAAAUUGAGCGGAAGCGACAUUCAAAUGCCUUAUUUUUUCAUCGGAGACGAAGCAUUUCCUAUCGGUAAACAUUUGAUGAGGCCUUUCACAGGAAAUUAUCUUGGCGAACGUAAAAAUAUCUUCAAUUAUCGACUGUCUCGAGCACGGUGUAUAAUAGAAAAUUCGUUUGGGAUCUUAGCUAAAAAAUGGGCAAUUUACAAUCGACCCAUUGUUGCGAUUCCAGAAAAUAUAAAUAAAUAUAUUUUAACAACUGUGUGUUUACACAAUUACAUCCGCCACCAAGAAGGUGACAAUAUUCAGUUUCAAAACAACGAUGAAGUUAUCGAGAAUAUCGAAAAUGGGAUUGCAUAUGCAGUAAACGUAAGAGAAACUUUGAGCAAUUAUUUCUUAACACCACCGGGAAUGGUAAAUUGGCAGUACGAUUAUGUGACUAAGGGGCAAAAUCUAGACUAAAAAAAUUAAUCGACGUACGACUCACUUGUAUAUUAUAUUGUAAUAUUUAUUGCUGGUCCCGUUUCACUAAUAAUAUAUACCAUCAACAAUAACAUAUUAUGCGAUACUUAAUCUUAUUAAAAGGAUUAUUCUUA
This is a messenger RNA of Neodiprion fabricii, 1622 nucleotides long. RefSeq names its product protein ANTAGONIST OF LIKE HETEROCHROMATIN PROTEIN 1-like. The record is from RefSeq and is a predicted model, not a curated record. The transcript is spliced from 4 exons. Bases 298 to 1488 code for a protein of 396 amino acids. NCBI's taxonomy places the organism in Eukaryota, Metazoa, Arthropoda, Insecta, Hymenoptera, Diprionidae.